Molecule: messenger RNA, 1312 nt
Organism: Ornithodoros turicata
Lineage: Eukaryota; Metazoa; Arthropoda; Arachnida; Ixodida; Argasidae
Gene: Smug
Product: single-strand selective monofunctional uracil DNA glycosylase-like
Exons: 3
Coding region: 245-1027 (260 amino acids)
Biological process (GO): base-excision repair
Molecular function (GO): single-strand selective uracil DNA N-glycosylase activity; oxidized pyrimidine nucleobase lesion DNA N-glycosylase activity
Source: RefSeq, a predicted model, not a curated record
UUAGAAGUGUGCGCCUGCGCCGAUGGAGGGAAGUGUUCCAAGCGAAACUGGCGACACUGCAUAGGCAAAGCUUUCCUUUUAGCAUAUUGUUACGGGUUACGGUUUCUGUGUCGAAAGACCGAACGACCUAGGAGUAUUUGUCGAGAUCUUCGCUUAUGGUAGAACACCUGCACUGUGGGAUAAGCCAAUCUGAGCCCGAAACUGAAACGUUGCGGUGGGAUCUGUCAACGCCUCUUUCUGUGUUAUGACAAAUGUUUCUGACGGCUGUUCGUUUCCCGAAGCAUAUCUGACUAUCGAACGAGCACAGUGCCAAAAGCUAGGAGAAAUAAAUUACGGCCCGCCUGUCACGAAUGUUUACAGCCCCGUGGAAUAUGCGGCGGAAACACACGAACUUUAUGUGCGCAAGUUUUGCACAGGAACCAAAGAGGUUUUGUUUUUGGGGAUGAAUCCCGGCCCUUUCGGGAUGGCUCAAAACGGGGUUCCGUUCGGGGACACGGAAUAUGUGCGCAACUGGAUGAAGAUUGAAGGUGAUGUUGGACGUCCCCUGGCCGAACAUCCCAAAAGAAAGAUUCUCGGACUACACUGUACCAGGAGUGAAGUAAGUGGGCAACGUUUCUGGGGCCUCUUUUCCAGCCUGUGCCCAUCUCCGGAGACAUUCUUCGAGCACUGCUUUGUGCACAACUAUUGUCCCCUGGCCUUUCUCACCUCAUCUGGCUCCAACAUAACACCAAACAAACUUCCCCUGGAGGCUCGACGGGCGUUGCACGUCUGCUGCGAUGGUGCGCUGCUCAGUGUUCUUGUCCUGCUACGACCCAAACUGGUGAUUGGUGUUGGACGUUAUGCCAGGGAGCGUACGCUCAAUGCCCUGAAAGGGGCAUUGGGGCACGACCUGGUCGAUUGGGACAUGAAAGUUGCCUCAGUGACGCAUCCCAGCCCAGCGAGUCCAAGGGCAAAUAAGGGCUGGAAGGACUUGGCACUCAGGGAACUGGACCAGCUUGGGGUAUUGGCAUACUUUGAUUCACCGUAGCGAGUAUUAUUCCCCGUUAUUUAUUUUGGCCAGCAUUACUAUUGCGGUUUUUGUAUUUCCAGGAUAUGUAUCGAUUAUGACACGUUGCAAUACCGCUUUAGCGGUCCUCUCUGUGCACUGGUAAUGUAUGCCAUACAACCUGUAUGAUGUACCCAUACCCACAAUGGUGUACCUUCCUAGGGCCUAAAAUUAAGCGGAAAAAAAUCUGCGGUAAAAACCCCUUACUUUCCCACAAAGAACGUAAUGCUCGAAGGAUGAGAAAUAAAAACUUUAUUUUUAAGAUGA